AUGCUCUCCCAGACGUUGCCACUGCGGCGAACUCUCUUGCCUGGGAAGCGCUUCUUCUCUUCCUCCAUCCACCACCAUGUUCCCCUCACUUCCUUUUCCUCUGUCUGGCUUCGCGACUCUUGCCAAUGUCCGCUCUGCAUCCAUCCAUCCACCAAGCAGAAGCUCCAUCAAUCGUCGGAUGUCUCCCCGGAUAUCAAGCCCGUAGAGGGCAGCGCCGAGUCCACCCCGGACGGCACGUACGUAACCUGGAGCGACGGCCACGAGAGCUUCUUUCCAUCCGGCUUCCUCGAAAGGCACUCUUCGCCCCAAAACCUUCGCAAUUUCCACCGCGACGUUGACUGGGUCGAGUGGGACGUCCCGAUACUGGAGAAAAGCGCGAACCUCUUCCUUCCCUACGACGUCGUGAAGACCUCCACCGGCCUCCACCAAGCCAUCACACAGCUUACGCGCUACGGGCUUCUCUUUGUCAAGGAUGUUCCAAACGAGAAGAAGUCGGACGAGGAGUGUGAGCUGCGGACUCUGGGCGAGAGGUUCGGGGAGCUGCGGAGGACGUUCUACGGCGAGGUGUGGGAUGUGAAGGCGGUCAAGAACAGUCGGAACAUCGCGUACACCAACGUGGACCUGGGGCUACACAUGGAUCUUCUGUACUUCCAGCACCCUCCGCGGUAUCAGAUCUUGCACUGUCUCCGCAACCGCGUUGAAGGCGGCACGUCGAUUUUCGUCGAUGCCGCUCGCGUCGCAUCGGACCUGCGCAAGAGUGACCCGGAGGUGUUCAAGACGCUCUCGACGACCCCCGUCGGGUUCCACUACAUCAACGACGGGCACCAUCUUCACUUCUCCCACCCAACGAUACAGCUCUCGCGCUUCCCAAAUCCGUUAACUGGGGAGCAUGAUGUCGAGUUUAUCAAUUAUUCCCCUCCCUUCCAGGCCCCUCUCGCGGCCAAUACCCCUCCCCAUUUCUACAGCGCGCUGCGCAAGUUCGCGACGAUGCUUGCAGCUCCGCAGGUGCAGUACAAGUAUUUGCUGAAGGAGGGCGAUGCGGUCUUGUUCGACAACCGACGGGUCUUGCACGCACGAACCGAGUUCAAGGAACGGGAGGUGGAGAGCAGCAAGGAGGAGACCAACCGGUGGUUGAAAGGGUGUUAUAUUGAGGCGGACGCUGUGUUGGACAGGGGUAGGGUAUUGGAUGCUCAGCUUAAGCAAUGA
Messenger RNA from Epithele typhae, 1206 nucleotides. RefSeq names its product Clavaminate synthase-like protein. The record is from RefSeq and is a predicted model, not a curated record. NCBI's taxonomy places the organism in Eukaryota, Fungi, Basidiomycota, Agaricomycetes, Polyporales, Epitheliaceae. Gene Ontology annotation, molecular function: oxidoreductase activity. The transcript has 2 exons. Gene Ontology annotation, cellular component: mitochondrion. Gene Ontology annotation, biological process: carnitine biosynthetic process. The coding region runs from base 1 to 1206 and encodes 401 amino acids.